Molecule: messenger RNA, 1934 nt
Organism: Aspergillus brunneoviolaceus CBS 621.78
Lineage: Eukaryota; Fungi; Ascomycota; Eurotiomycetes; Eurotiales; Aspergillaceae
Gene: sen2
Product: tRNA splicing endonuclease subunit SEN2
Exons: 2
Biological process (GO): tRNA-type intron splice site recognition and cleavage; tRNA splicing, via endonucleolytic cleavage and ligation
Cellular component (GO): tRNA-intron endonuclease complex
Molecular function (GO): nucleic acid binding; tRNA-intron lyase activity
Source: RefSeq, a predicted model, not a curated record
AUCGAUUCCCUCAUUUGUGUAAUUUGACUCGUGCAGACAAAUCAACCCAGAUCUUAGGGAAGAUUUCGGGUAAGCUUUAGCUAGCUAGCAAAGCAGCUUUGAUCGAUCGAACUUGCAAGCAAGAGGUGGUUCGGGAUUCUAUUCAUUUUCUUCGGUGAUGAUAACAUACCUAAAGCUUAGACAAUGGCAACUUUGAUUUCUUCGCUGUUGUCGAUGAAGGCUUUAUUUGACUACAACGGUAUCUGAGAAGAAGAUGAAUAGCAUCCAGGGCGCUCUUGCAUGCAACAAGCAUCAUGGCUGUUCAAUCUCGUAAACGAAGAGUUGCCUGCUGACUCAUAUGGCUCCUUCAUCUCCUGUUCCUAACUCUUCCCGUGGUGCUAGCUCUGGCCCUGCUAGUAUCCAGAUCGAGUCCCAGAAAAAUGCAUCGCCUGCUCGUCGUUCGCGGCCGCCGCGGCCCAAUUACAAACAUAUCCAUCGCUUCCCUCUCCCCGUUGAUGUCCAUCCUUUGCCGCCUCUGAUCCCUCAUAAUCCAUUGUCGAUUGUCAGCGUGCUGUUGUCCUAUUUGACAUACCUCAUCGCACCACCCAAACAGCAUGUCUACGAGGCUUAUUUUGACUCUGCGACGUCAUCUGUCCAUGUCACGGACCCGAAGGCCAUCCGAGCUCUCUGGGAGAUGGGUUUCUUUGGCAAGGGUAAUCUUAGUCGGAGUGAACCGAGCUGGCUGGAGCGAGAGAAGAAGCGGCGCGGAUUGCUCGGUGGCACUACAAGUGAGGAGGUCACCCGGCAGCGCCGGACAGAACGUCGCGAAUUGAAGAUGGAUCGAGCUCGCAUGGAGAAGCUGGCCAUCCAAGAACGACUGAAGGCCGAAGCAGCCGCCCGGCAAGGCGACAAUUUGUCUGUCGAGCAGCCCUCUCAAUCGCCGUCCGCAGACACAUCGGCAGAGAAGUUCUCACUGAGAAAAGCCAAAGAAGCGAGGCUGUUGGACUCGCAGCGCUCAAUCACACAGAAUGGCGAAGCGCGCCCUUCCAACACACCCGGAGAGCAAAUCUCCAAUGGUAGCGGCAAGACCGUUCGAUUUUCCCCGGUUGUGCAGGCUAAGGAGUUCAUCUCCGACUCGGCUAUCCUGCAGCUUCCGGAGGUGAUAGCAGAGGAAGACAAGGCCGGCGGUGCAGAAGAGGAGCCCAUCUUGCAGAACGAAGAGCAUCUUCACCUGUCGAACGAGGAAGCCUUCUUUCUCGCCUACGGACUUGGUGCACUGACGCUCCUGGACGACACACGCGAAGCCGUCAUGACGACCUCGACUUUACUCCCCCUAUUCUGCCAGCAUGCCGACUUCCCACCCCGUGAUUCGUCCUCAGAGAUGAAGCCAGGCGAUACUUUCCUGAUCUCUUACGUCGUGUACCACCAUUUCCGGUCUCUGGGAUGGGUGGUGCGAUCCGGUGUGAAGUUCGGGGUUGAUUAUCUUCUCUACAACCGUGGCCCGGUCUUCUCACAUGCCGAGUUUGCGGUCGUCGUCGUUCCUUCCUACGUUGACUCCUACUGGUCAGAGACUGAGGAGCGCCGGAAGCACUGCGAAAAGCAAGUGUCCCGCAGCUGGUGGUGGCUGCAUUGCGUCAACCGUGUUCAAGCCCAAGUGAAGAAGAGCUUGGUGGUUUGCUAUGUAGAAGUGCCACCGCCGGCUUCGUACGAUCUGGACGAACCAUCAGAGACUGAUAUUGGGAGACUGCUUGCUCGGUACCAAGUUCGAGAGAUGGUGGUACGCAGAUGGGUGCCUAACCGUACUCGUGACUGAUCCUGUGUGCUUCCUUUCCUUCAUCUUGUAUCAUCCUGACUGAGCAGUGACCUGGUGUUGGAUGAAUACUUACUUUGUAAUUGCUCCACUCUGACGCAAGCUGUACUUCUUAGCAAACUCCAGCAAUUAUGUACAAUAUCCC